UUCAAAAAUGUGAGCUGCAACGGACUUGCUAGUACAACCGUGUUACAGCCAAGUAAUGAAGUAAGCCUCCCAGUUAAUGAGAACCCAUCAAACUGUUGUCUUUACCAACCAUGAGGUAAGAUCCCACUUGUGAAAAAUCUCUUAAUAUAGCUUUCUGAUAAAAGAUGGGGGUGGCGGUCAGGAUUAAUGGUAAAUGUAAAGCACUUUGUAGCUCCUCCUCAGAGCUGUGCUUGGCGUUCCCUGGCCCGGUGCUCGCCUGACUGCUGCAGGCACUGGUCGGUCCCUGUGUCCUGCUGGUGUGUGGAAUGGGGGUGUGAAGGCAGGGGGGUGUUCUGCACAAAGGCUUACAGCUGCUCCUCUGCACAGGGAGCUCCCUGUUAGCACUCAGGGGCGGCAAAGGACAAUCACAGCGUGUCCAGAGCUCGUGUUCUGCUGCGCAGGGCAAGGAGGACGAAGGCAGAAUUGUCAGUUCCAUUAGUCACAGCAGGAGCAGCCAAUGCUGUGUGUAUUCCUGUGACUUUGUAAAGCUGAAAUCUGGAGUCACUCACUAGGCUGGCAUGUUUAAGCAGAUGUUUACUUUUCUCAAACAGCUCUGUUUCUUGGUGAACGUUUGAGGGGAAAAUAGCAUAUUUUAUUUUGCUGUCUGAUGUUGCUUUUAAUAGACAUGUUUUCAUACACAGUGAGAGGUUUAACGUUUAUAUUCCCAAAGUCAGAGGCAUCUUUUUGACUGCGUGGUGAUUAUUAUAUUCCUUUUAUACCCUUCUGUUUGUGGCUGCACUAGUAUGUGAAAUGGCAACAGUCCAUUUACUCAUUGCUGCCUCUACUCUUUGCGUUGUUUCCUCUGCCUCCAUCUCCGCUCAGUGGUAGAUGAGGUUAUCUAACACAUCAGCUUUGUUGACAGGCCAGAUGUCAUCAUGGACCGCAAUGAAGCAAAACUUCAUGUUGUGAUUACUCUGGGAAGCUCCAGAUUUCAGGGAGCUCAGGCAGUAAGGGGCAGACUCUUUUUCAGCAGGUUCUCCUACAGCAUCCAGUGUUUUUGAACAGAUGUUCUGCAGCUAUAGACUCUUCUGUCCUUGUUGCCAGACCUGUUGCAGUGGUGGGAUGGUGCCCGGUGUCUUGGUCCAGCCCAAGUUUCUUGGCACAUUCCCAGCAGCGAUUUUGCCUGUUGUCAAGGGCCAGCUAACCUGAAGAAGGACUCGAGAGAGGCAGGACCUGUGAGGUGAGUGAGGAACUGGGUGUUAGCAACGCAACUGUGGCAGAGAAAUCAACAGAGGAGCUGCUGAGAUGAGACAGUCUGGGGCGGUGGCACCUGUCCCUGCGUCCAGCCGCCAGCCAGGGCGGCUCUUCAGCCUGCAGGAGACAUGAGUCAAGGGACAACUCAAUGGAGAUCUAUACAAUCCUCAGUGGCCUUGAGACAGUAAAUGAGAAUUGAUUGUUCCAUGUCUCUCCCAAUACAAGAACUAGGGAUUCAAAUUAAAUUAGCUGAUAGUAUGUUCAAAACAACUUUGUACAGUGUGUAGCACAGUGUGCUGCUAUGAGACUCCGGCUGCUGCAAGUUUACAUGGGCUUAAAACGAGAUUGGAGAGAAUCUGUGUAAGACAUGGACGGAUGCAUAGGCACCACUAUUAGGAGAUCCUGGAGGUGAAACUACCGAAGUGUGAGAACAUUCUGGGGAAAUACUAUACAUUCAACCUAUCUUAUAUUCUCUCCUGGGCAUGCUGCUGUUAGCCACUGUUGAAGAUGGAUACUGGGGGACAUAGGUCUUUGUUUUGAUCCAGUGCAGCUUUUCUAGUGGAUGAAUAAGCAUUUAGCUGCUUAGCAGCAGCAGUUUGGGCUCAAAUCCCAGUCCCUGCUCUCUGGUGUGGUCAGGUCAGCUCUGAGAAGGGGUAAGAAAGGAAAGGACGUCUGUGACCUGUCAUAGGAAGGAGCUGUGUGCGCUGAGCUCAUUUGUUGAGAGCCGGGCUGGCAGAACGGGGACAGCAGCAUCCUCGGGGCCUGGGAGGGGACGGAGGGCUGAGACGCUUCAGAUUUCCUGCUGCCAGGGCAUGGGGAAGGGAGUUAAUGAAGUGAAUGAGUGAAACACACUCGAAUGAAACAAACAAUAAAACCUCAGGUGGAUGGCUUCAAUAGAAUAGCCAGGCAGGGUAAAUCCUUAGAGACAGCCAGGUGUUUCUAAGGAUUUGUUCGCUGCUUUUCCUGAGUGGGAGGCUUUUUUCCUAUCUGCCGCACAGCGGGAAGGAUCUGGGACAGGAAAACAAUCAGCAAAUUACAGAGUCAGAGGUGCCGUGAGCAUAAAACCACAGCAGCGGCUUUGGCCUUGCCGUCAGGCCAGCUCGCCCGUUCUGCCUCGUCGCUCAGGCACAAGCACCGUGGGAGGGAGGGUUAGCUGAGAGUGGCGCGGGGCGGUUUGGGUUCACAGCGGUGCUCCUGUCCUCUCCAAUGCGUUGUCUCCGGUUCGGGCAGGCAGGGCCUGAGAGCAAAUGCUGCCAGAGCAGCAGCCCCAGAGGAGCAAGAGGGAAUCUAUGGCCUGUGUCUGACUAUAAACACUGUUAAAAAUGAAACAGCCUGUUUCAGAGCGUGCUGAAGCAUCAUUUAAUGAAGGUGGAUAUCCCCAGACAUACGAUGGGAUAGGAAAAAAAGGGUUGGAAGGUUUUUACAUAAUGGCAAGUGGGAGCUCAACUUCCAAAGGCUGGAGGAGUGAUGAGAGCUGGGAUCCGGUUUUGAUUUGUACAAGUGCUGCCUGUGCUUAGAGCAAAGUCCCUGGUUAUCAGCCGUCCCAAGAAGUCUCUGCCUCUUGCUGGAUGUCCUGGGUCUGGAGUUUUGCUGUUGGAACAGUUCGCUGUAGGAAGCUCGAUCAUUUGUCCCAGCUUUUCUUUGAAGAAAACGUUUCUGAGGGUUUCUCUGCUUCCCUGCUGAUAUUUAAAAGCUGAGAAAGAAGUUGCUGUGUGCAACUGGAACUCCUCCUGGGCUCCUCCGUGCCCAGCGGGACACAGCCUGGGCAGGACCACGUGUGCUAAACUGCUCACCAGCAAAGCCUGGAGGAGUGUGUCCUUGCACGCUCUGGGCACGAGACAGGAAAGGCAGGAGAACACAGGACAGACUGCUGCCGAAAUUCAUUUUCAAGUUGGUACCUGUUCCCAGCAGCAGAAUUGUAAGGGAAAUACUGAUCUUUGCCUUCUCUUGGCCAAGCAUUGUUACCAUUGCUGUUUGUGUCGCGUUCUGGAAAGCUUGUGUGAACUCAUGGUGCUUCUUGCUGAAAUACAAUGAACAAGGCGAGCAUCCUUUGUGACAGCCUCGAAGGGUCUGAAGGAGCUGGCAGCCGGGCUCCUGCGGCCUCUGUGCAUCCCUAGAGAUCAGCUCCAAGAAAUCAGAUCACUUGGUUGGCUGCUUUCCUCCUGUGCUUUUACAGACCUGGUUGUGACCAUGGAAUGUAAAAUCAGACACUCCUGCCAGAAAUGUUCUUUAUUUUUGUCCUGCACACCGAUGGCUCUGUGAGUUUCCUUAUUGCAGAAAGCACAGGAAUCCGGGUCCUGCACAGGGGACACAAAGUGCAAGGGGCUCUAUAAAGUCAGAACAAAGAAAAUUGUGCUGUCCUAACGCAUUUGCAAUGAUAGAUGAAUUAGCAGGUCAUAGAUGGCUAGAGGCAAAGGGCAAACACUUUGGAAUAGGGUAAAUCCUUUUUAAAAGCCCGGUAAAUCCUAUACAGGCUGCUUCUGUGUGUGUGUGAAGUUAUGGCAAAAUAAAAUUCAAGGGGUAGGCUGGUGUUGGACAGCGUUCCCCAUGGCACAGAUGGGUGGAUCAGCCUGUGCUCCGAGCAGGGACACUGAUUAACUAUCCAGAGUGAAAGUGAGAGUAAGCUUCCCUUUGUCCCUUGAAGGGACUUUCCAUCUGUGACAUCCUCCCACCCCUCGAGUUAAUGGAGGGGUCAGGAGGGCCUCUGGGAACUGGGUCAGUGGCAGCUCCAGCACAGUGCUGCUUAAUUAAGCAAAGGAAAAUGAGCGAGGGAGCAAGAACGCAGCGUGGCCAGCCAGGGAAGCGGCUGGGUUUGAACCAGCAGAUAAAGCCGCGUUUCCGCCUGCCCUGGUGAGCCGCCUUUUGGUGUUCCCAUAGGGUGGAAUACACGAUCUCCCCUGCCGAGGACAGCCCUGCAAACUGUUCUGCUGCUCAGCCUCUCCUUGUAAGAUGGACCAGCCACAUUUCCUUUCUGUAAAGCACACCUGCUUGUCUCAAAUAUUCCGUAUAGGGCCAGAAGUCCCACUUCUAGACUUGGCAGUUGUCUUGCAAGAAAUCUGUUUCUGGGCUGAUGUGGUCCAGCAUGGCUUGGUCCAUGUUUUUCUUGGCUGCUUUAACAAUAUCAUCUUUGGAGCCUUUCAGGGGAAAAAAAACCCCACAAGCCCUAAAAAAUCCCUUAGGAUUAUGUCAAACUAGAACAUGGGAGAACAACUGCUUUCAGACUGGCCAUGGGAGAUGAGCAACAGAGUUUGCUCCCAAGAGCUUUAGGUGGGGGUGGCUUGAAUAUAAACCCUACUGAGACGUCUGGACCAAAGUCCAGCUUUCCUAACAGCACAGGGUCGGUCAAAAUUGCAGUCUUUAUGUGGAUGCAUUGCUUUCUAAAACUGACUUUCAGUCAGUUUUCUGUGUCUCGGAAUAAGUCUCAUAAUGAAUGUGUUCCUCCUACCCCAACGAUGGUUGGCAGGAGGACUUGGAGCACGGCAGCAUCUGUGCUGGAAACAAACACCUGGGAAGCGUCCUCCGUUACCGCCCCUCAGUUGCGCAAGAGUCGCACGGGCCUCUGGUUUGCUUGACUAAUGAGCUGAGUAAUGCAAUCGCCUUUGGAAUGUUCUUCCUGUUCUAGAUCAAGAAUGAGACACACAUUGAUUAAGUGACUUUCCCGUGGUGGUGACAGUGAGUGACUCAUUGGCAGAGGCUGGAAUUAACACCUGGUAUCGUUACAUUUCUGCUUCCUAGACCCCAUGGCCUCCCAGUGCUCUUUGCUUUCCUCCCCUGGCCUUUUUGCCUCUUGUCUGCUGCAGGGUUUGUUACUUGUGACAGUAUCUGACCACUGCCAAGAAAACGAGACCUCUGUCUUUUGCUACAGAUAUCUGGGGAUCUACAAAGAAGCUGAAGUUCCUAUUUCUUCUCUUUCUGGAAGGUGUUACCGUGCUGUGCCGGAGCCGGUGCGGUGCCAGCUCUGCUCUGCUCUGCUCCCGCGCCUCCCGCCUCGCACACGAUGGUGUCGGCCUGUCCUCUCACAUCAUCUUCUGGUUUUCUAGAAGCAUCUUUGCUGCAGUCUCCCUGAAGCAGGAAUGCUCUGCCCAUACCCACUGUUAGUACAAUGGCAUAAUCGGUCGCAAAAAAUCGGUGUGUGGGUUUUAUAAAUCCUGAUUUGGUAUUCAGCGAGGUAUAACAUCUGUUGUGAUCAAUAUUUGAGAGUGAGUCUGUUUGAUAAAAAGUUACAGUAAAGCCUUUAGCUUCCUACUGAAUAGCUCAAUAAUUCACAGGAGCAGCUCUAAUCACUUUAAGCAUUUGGAAGUCAGAAAAUUCAGAGUAAUUCUGUCGAGAGGCAGUACAGCCAGCUGGAUCGCGCUCCUCACAAGCUGCUGUAGUGGGAAUGAAGUACUUGUAGGAUUUUAAUGGUUCCUGAGGUAUGCUGGGGUCAAAUCUGGCAAAACCCCGGUCUCUUUUACCACUUGUUUUUGAUGAUAAUCUUUAUGCUAAUUUGGCUGGCAAGUGCUAGCAGUCAGUGCAGUUUAGUUUUAAAAGUCUGCAGAAAUACAGCUAUCGGAUGCACGGGAUUCGUGAGGUGCCGCGAAAGUGAAGGCAAACCCCCCGUUACGAUAGGGUCAGGAGAACAGGGUGUUUGCGUAAAGAACAGCCUGCGGUCAGUGCGCUGUGCGGGGCGGGAGCGGGGUCCCGCCGGCCGCCCCGGGGCUCACCCCGCCGGCUGCGGCUCCGCCCGGCCCUCCCCGUUCAGCGGCGGGGCCCGGGGAGGCGGGCCGGCUCCUUCCCCUUAUCGCCCGCUCCCGGCGCCGUGCAGCCGGGCCGGGCUGCGGGGAGCGCAGCGGGACGGGCGCCAUGGCGGGCUGGGCCGCCGUGCUGGCGCUGCUGGCGCUGCCGGUGCUGCCCGCCGGGCCCCGCCGCGCUGCCGCCGGCUGUGCCGCCCGCGGGCUGUGCUGCCCGGGCCGCGACCCGGCGUGUCUGAGCCACGGCCGGCGGCCCGACGGCUCCCGCGGGCCCUGCUACUGCGACCAGGCGUGUGCCCGCACCCUCGACUGCUGCCACGACUACGCCGAGACCUGCCCAGCUGUGCCCUGCGUGGUGUCGCAGUGGAGCGUCUGGAGCGGCUGCGCGGAGCCUUGCAGGACAGCGUACCGUGUUCGCAGGAGGCGCGUCCUGCGGGAGCCCAGGAACGGCGGGGCGGCCUGUCCGGCGCUGGAGCAGAGGGCCGGCUGCGUGCGGUACCCCAGCGCGCCCGCGGCGGAGUGCGCACCGGCCCUGGUCCCAGCAUUAAUAACGACAGGAGGGUUUGGAAAAGCAAGGAGAAAAAGAGCUGCAGCUGAUGGCGAUGAAAGAACAGGGUACUGUGUGGAGUUCCAGCUCGCGGCCAUCGCGCCGGGCUGCCUGCGCAGCCACCGCUCGCACACCCGCUGGAUGCUGUACCUCCGGGAGGGCCACACCGCCUGCGUGGAGUGCCAGCACCCGGCUUUGGACUCCACGCGUCUGCACUGUCACGGGGACGGCAGUGGAAGCAAAAAGGAUCAGCUGUUGCACUGGCAGGCGGUCGGGAACCCUCAAUGCCAGGGGACCUGGAGGAGAAUCCGCCAGCUGGACACUUGCUCCUGUCCUUCCGUUCACAGCUUCUUGUUCAUCUGACUCCGACAGUCCCAGCCGGCGGGUGCCGCGGUGGCUCGUGUGGCACCGACGUGUGGCAGCGGCAGGAACCACAGCCGGAACAAUGACUGAACAAUGACAAUGCUGUCUGUGCUGGGGCAUCCCGAGCCCUCUCUGUCCCAGUGUAUUCCUUGAUUUCCAAAGAAAUUAGACCGGCUGUGACGUGCCGAUGUCUUUCUGCCCGUCCGUCCCUCAGAAACGCCCUUCUGACCUGGUCACUUCUGCAAAUCCCCCCUUUCUUGAGAGGAAUGAGAAUUCACCAAAUAAGAAAUCGGACAAAAAAGGCCACAUGAACCCAGGUUUAAUUACUAUUUUUUGUAAAGUCUGAAUGAAAAAUCAACAAUGCAAAAUAAACUAAGUGCCUUCUUUCCAUGGCAAUGGCACUUCUUUGUGGAUA
Columba livia (rock pigeon) is the source of this 7288-nucleotide messenger RNA. RefSeq names its product somatomedin-B and thrombospondin type-1 domain-containing protein. NCBI's taxonomy places the organism in Eukaryota, Metazoa, Chordata, Aves, Columbiformes, Columbidae. The transcript has 5 exons. The record is from RefSeq and is a predicted model, not a curated record. Bases 6076 to 6873 code for a protein of 265 amino acids.